Molecule: messenger RNA, 8766 nt
Organism: Cebus imitator (Panamanian white-faced capuchin)
Lineage: Eukaryota; Metazoa; Chordata; Mammalia; Primates; Cebidae
Gene: AGFG1
Product: ArfGAP with FG repeats 1
Exons: 15
Coding region: 283-2091 (602 amino acids)
Cellular component (GO): cytoplasmic vesicle
Molecular function (GO): GTPase activator activity
Source: RefSeq, a predicted model, not a curated record
GUCCCCUUCCUCGUCUUUUCCCCUCAGGAGAAGUAGGGAAGGUGGCGGCGGUGGCGGUUGUCCCGGCCGGGCCGGUUGGUGUGGCCCGUCAGCCCGCGCACCGCAGCGCCUGCGCCGCGUCGAGCCCAGCAGAGCCGAGCCGCGGCGGCCAGGUCCGGCGCGGGCGGCGCGCGCUGACGGAGGGCGGCGGCCGCGGCCAGGGCGGCCCGUGGGACCGCGGGCCCCCGGCGCAGCGCCGCCCGGCUCUCGGCCCUGCCGGCCUCCUCCCUCGGCACCGCGGCCAUGGCGGCCAGCGCGAAGCGGAAGCAGGAGGAGAAGCACCUGAAGAUGCUGCGGGACAUGACUGGCCUCCCGCACAACCGAAAGUGCUUCGACUGCGACCAGCGCGGCCCCACCUACGUGAACAUGACGGUCGGCUCCUUCGUGUGUACCUCCUGCUCCGGCAGCCUGCGAGGAUUAAAUCCACCACACAGGGUGAAAUCUAUCUCCAUGACAACAUUCACACAACAGGAAAUUGAGUUCUUACAAAAACAUGGAAAUGAAGUCUGUAAACAGAUUUGGCUAGGAUUGUUUGAUGAUAGAUCUUCAGCAAUUCCAGACUUCAGGGAUCCACAAAAAGUGAAAGAGUUUCUACAAGAAAAAUAUGAAAAGAAAAGAUGGUAUGUCCCACCAGAACAGGCCAAAGUCGUGGCAUCAGUUCAUGCAUCUAUUUCAGGGUCCUCUGCCAGUAGCACAAGCAGCACACCUGAGGUCAAACCACUGAAAUCUCUUUUAGGGGAUUCUGCCCCAACACUGCACUUAAAUAAGGGCACCCCUAGUCAGUCCCCAGUUGUAGGUCGUUCUCAAGGGCAGCAGCAGGAGAAGAAGCAGUUUGACCUGUUAAGUGAUCUUGGCUCAGACAUCUUUGCUGCUCCAGCUCCUCAGUCAACAGCUACAGCCAAUUUUGCUAACUUUGCACAUUUCAACAGUCAUGCAGCUCAGAAUUCUGCAAAUGCAGAUUUUGCAAACUUUGAUGCAUUUGGACAGUCUAGUGGUUCGAGUAAUUUUGGAGGUUUCCCCACAGCAAGUCACUCUCCUUUUCAGCCCCAAACUACAGCAUUUAGAAUGCUUUCAUCUAGCUGCAGUUUUGGUGAAUUUACUUCAGCUUUUCCUCUUCAGGCUACCCACAGUGGAAGUGCUACAUCAGUAAAUGCUAAUUUUGCUCAUUUUGAUAACUUCCCCAAAUCCUCCAGUGCUGAUUUUGGAACCUUCAAUACUUCCCAGAGUCAUCAAACAGCAUCAGCUGUUAGUAAAGUUUCUACGAACAAAGCUGGUUUACAGACAGCAGACAAAUAUGCAGCACUUGCUAAUUUAGACAAUAUCUUCAGUGCCGGGCAAGGUGGUGAUCAGGGAAGUGGCUUUGGGACCACAGGUAAAGCUCCUGUUGGUUCUGUGGUUUCAGUUCCCAGUCAGUCAAGUGCAUCUUCAGACAAGUAUGCAGCUCUGGCAGAACUAGACAGCGUUUUCAGUUCUGCAGCCACCUCCAGUAAUGCGUAUACUUCCACAAGUAAUGCUAGCAGCAAUGUUUUUGGAACAGUACCAGUGGGUGCUUCUGCACAGACACAGCCUGCUUCAUCAAGUGUGCCUGCUCCAUUUGGAGCUACGCCUUCCACAAAUCCAUUUGUUGCUGCUGCUGGUCCUUCUGUGGCAUCUUCUACAAAUCCGUUUCAGACCAAUGCCAGAGGAGCAACAGGCCUUUCUGGAGCAAUGCAUUCUCAAGUGUUUCCUCACGCUCAUUUUGCGGCAACCUUUGGCACUGCAUCCAUGAGCAUGCCCACGGGAUUUGGCACUCCUGCUCCCUACAGUCUUCCUACCAGCUUUAGUGGCAGCUUCCAGCAGCCUGCCUUCCCAGCCCAAGCAGCUUUCCCUCAACAGACAGCUUUUUCUCAACAGCCCAAUGGUGCAGGUUUUGCAGCAUUUGGACAAACAAAGCCAGUGGUAACCCCUUUUGGUCAAGUUGCAGCUGCUGGAGUAUCUAGUAAUCCUUUUAUGACUGGUGCACCAACAGGACAAUUUCCAACAGGAAGCUCAUCAACCAAUCCUUUCUUAUAGCCUUAUAUAGACAAUUUACUGGAACGAACUUUUAUGUGGUUACAUUACAUCUCUCCACCUCUUGCACUGUUGUCUUGUUUCACUGAUCUUAGCUUUAAACACAAGAGAAGUCUUUAAAAAGCCUGCAUUGUGUAUUAAACACCAGGUGAUAUGUGCAAAACCGAGGGCUCCAGUAACACCUUUUAACCUGUGAAUUGGCAGAAAAGGGUAGCGGUAUCAUGUAUAUUAAAAUUGGCUAAUAUUAAGUUAUUGCAGAUACCACAUUCAUUAUGCUGCAGUACUGUACAUAUUUUUCUUAGAAAUUAGCUAUUUGUGCAUAUCAGUAUUUGUAACUUUAACACAUUGUUAUGUGAGAAAUGUUACUGGGGAAAUAGAUCAGCCACUUUUUAAGGUGCUGUCAUAUAUCUUGGAAUGAAUGACCUAAAAUCAUUUUAACCAUUGCUACUGGAAAGUUACAGAGUCAAAAUUGGAAGGUUUUAUUCAUUCUUGAAUUUUUCCUUUCUAAAGAGCUCUUCUAUUUAUACAUGCCUAAAUUCUUUUAAAAUGUAGAGGGAUACCUGUCUGCAUAAUAAAGCUGAUCAUGUUUUGCUACAGUUUGCAGGUGAAAAAAAUAAAUAUUAUAAAAUAUGCUAUUGUUUUUGUGUUCUUGCUGCAAUGCCUUUACCAAAGUGGCCUUAAAUAUGAGUAGUGAAUUGAGAACAUCUUGAAUUCUUAAAAGACUUCUUAGUGACUUUUUAUAAAAAGGCCAUGUAGAAAAUUUAUUAAAACUAUGACUGCUACAUUCAGGAAUAUGUCAGUGGUAAAGCAUUUAAAUGUAGCUUGUCAGAUUAUCCAUAAUCCUUCUAAUUUCUUUGCAGCUUAUUAAUUUUGUGAAAUUUGUAUAUAUGAAGAAUUUGCAUGUAUGUGUAUUUACAAAUUUUUCUAAGUAUCUUUAAUUCUCAGACUGCAAAAGGCCUAUUUUAACUAUUGAUUUUUUAAAAAACAAUAUUGUCUUUGAAUGUAUUGGAAGUAGACAUGCAUUAACUGUGACAUUAUUGCACCUCAGUUCUCUUCUUUUUUGGGCAAACGAUAUUAUAUCUAGGAUAUUUGUUUAUGUUUGUUUUUUAGGGGAAAGAAACUGGAACUCAGUGUUACCUUGAAGUUAUGGGAUACUUUGUUUAAAAAGGCAAAGAUGCUAAGUUUAGUAUGCAACUCAGAAACUUGGAAUAGUUUUUUUAAGAAUGCCUCUGAGCAACCCAUAUAAAUCACAGAGUCUGUGUGUUAGAGCUUAUGCAUUUGUUUUUAUGAGAGAUUUUAAUAAACUUGAUUAUUUGCUUGUCCAGACUGUAGCAUAUUAGCAGUUUAGAAGGAAUGGCUUGCAAGGAAGGCAACUGGGAAAAAAAACUCUGAGGAGCAUACACUGUCCAAGGCCAUUAGUGUAAGAACCACUAGCCAGCCUAGAGGACAUCACUAUACUACAUCAUCUGAUGAUUGGUCUUUACUGUACCUCUAGGUAAUCAAGGUAAUGAAGGUGAAAUUGCAUACACAGAUAUGUGGUACAUGUUUUAAAAGUUUUAUCUUGAAUUGAUUAAAACUUUUUAAAAAGCUUUGGUAUUCAAAGAGGUAAACGUCAAUUUCCUCAAACAUUUUAUUCAUGUUGAAUGCCUUUUGCAAUGAUGACUGAGUUGUUAUCAUAGUAUUUUAAAAUCUGUAUGGUGUUUUAGACUUGUUAAAACAUUGCUGUCCAGUGUACAUCUAGCUGAAAGUGUGGUUUAUCUGAACCAUUUUAAUAAGCAAGAUGUCUGGCAAAUCUCUGCCCCUUUUCUGAGCAGUAUGCCUCUUCUUUUAGAAUUAAAUGAAUGCUUCACAGGUCCAGGUGUGUGUCGAAGUAGACUUGAAAUGUCUCUACAUUUUGGGGGACUUCCUCAGCCCUUUUUAUUGAGGGAAACAAUAUUUGAAUUUCUGUUUUAGAUUGUAUCGGGUCCCAGUUGAUUCAUGUGUACGAAGUUAUACUACCUAAUUAUAGCCAUUACCCAAAUAACCUACCAGGCUUUCCUUCUGAGUAGUAAAUUAAACAGUUGUUAUCAACAUAAUUUUAAAGACUGUUUCUUUUUCUGGGUGACUAUUAAAGUUUGUAAUUAAAUGGGAGCUCCUACUCACUUUAAAUUAGUGCUUAUAAAAUAGAAAUGUUUAGUUUAAGAAGAGACCCAAGCUGGGUAUGGUGGUGCAGAGCCUGUAGUCCUAGCUACCCUGGAGGUGAGGUGGGAACAUCACUCGAGCCCAAGAUUUGGAGGCUGCAGUGAGCUGUGAUCACUCCACUGCACACUAGCCUGGGUGAUCAAGUGAGAUCCUAUCUCAAAAGAAUUAAAAAAAAAAAAAGAGAGAGAGAGAGGUAGCUUUAAGGUACUAAAAGUAUUAAAAUAGUUUUUCUUAUAUUCAGUUUAUUAUUAAAGAAAAUUAGCUUUUGUUAGACUUUUAUAUUCAGAUUUGUUCUAGUUUUAUAUAGACCAUCAAAAUUACGUUGAGUACUAAAAAGGAGAAAAAAAUCCUGGAAGGGCAGCAAGGCUGAAAACCUCCAAAUUGCCUGACUUACUGGUUUAGUCAGAUCAUUUUUCCUGUUCAGGUAUCUAUCUGCAGGUAUCCCUGUUCAGGAAGGAAGAACUUUUUUUGGGAUGGCAAACUUUUGACAUAGUUUAAAGACAUUUUUUCCUCAUUUUUUUGAGAAAAAGAAUAUUUUACAAUUUUUGUGGAAAAAUAAUUCCUUCUAUUAAUUUGUAAAAGCAUGUCAUUUCUUUACCUGUGAGAUUCCCUGCCCCUUAUACACACACUCUCUCUCUCUCUCUCUCUCUCUCACUCUCACUCUCACUCUCACUCUCACUCUCACUCUUUAGUACAGUUCCCACCAAUUGGCAACAUGGAGAGGGUGACCUGGCUGCUGCUUUACCACUGUACGAACAUCUCUGGAGCAUUUUAGUCUCAGGACCAUAACUCUUAUUGAAGAUCCCCAAAGAGCUUUUGUUGAUGUCGUUAUCUCUCUCAGAAUUUAUUGUAUUGAAUUUAAUACUGAGAUUUUUUAAAACAUGUUUAUUUAAAUAUAACAAUAAUAAACUACUUGCUGGCAUAAAUAACAUUUUUGAUAAAAAUAACUUUUCCAAAGCAAAAUCUAAUGAGAACAGGAACACGUUUUACAUUUUAUGCAUUAAAAAAAAAAACUGGCUUAAUAAAAGCAGUGAGAGCAUUCCAACUUAAAAAAAAAAAAUUACACAGCAUACACACUGGAAAACUCCACUAUGCACUUGUGAAAUCAGAAUGAAAAAGAUAUAUAAUGUCUUAGUAGGACAAUGAAAAUAGUUUGACCUUUCACAGCCCUUCAAAGAAAGGGUUGUAGACCUUAAGGGUCUCCAGACCCUUUGAGAACCACUAUACUUUAAAUUUGUUAGAACAGUAUUCACUUGUUCUAACAUACUACCCCCUGAGGUUUUUUUGUGUUUGCUAGUGAGAAAAACUGAAAUUGCAGAUGUUUUAACACUAACUACUUCAAGGUAAUAAUAGCAGUGGUAUUACGUAUGGGGUGUAUAUCAGACAGUCACUUGCCAAAUGAUUUUCAUAUUUCAUCUCUUACAGUCCCUGCAGUGGGCCCAUACUUUUAGGAUGAAAGAAGCAAAGCAUAGAGAGGUGAAGCUAGUGGUAGCUUUUGCUCUGGGGAACAGAUUUGGAUUAAAAUGCUAUCACAUUUCUUUACGAAUACAUACUUUCUUAAUAUUUGGAAAUUCUAAGCAAGUUCUUGUGUACCUAAAAAAAACUUUAAUCACUUGAAUUCUUUUUCAUAAUUUGAUAAAGUCAGUACAGUUUAUUCUUGGGUUUUUUUUUUAACUUUAGAAGUAAUGGUAACUAGUGGAGCGUGUUUUAAAUUGAAGACUCAUCUGAAGUAUCACAGACUCCUGUUUUGUAAAGCAUUCUACCUUUAUUGUUACAGUUUGUGCCCUAUACAGUUUUAAAAUUCACUUUUUAAAACGUAGUAUAAUUAAAAUUUGUAUUAAAUUAACCUAUUGUAUUGAAUUCAUCUUCAUUAGUUAAAAUUUUGUUUUUAUAUUUUAAAAUUUAGUGACAUUAAACUUUUCAUGUGGUUGUUUGUGAACAAACAAAUAUAUAACCACGGUGUCAUCUAGUGUGCUGCUGAAUGUCUAACAACCAUCAUUCACAAAAGAAAAAAAGCCCUGUUUUGUAGUGUUUACUAAUAUUUGUGGUAUAAAUACUAUCUCCAUGGUGAUUUUACCUGCCAAUCUGAUGUUGUUAAAUGCAGUUUAAAGAGAUAGCAGACUAGUGGCGCUCCCAAGCCUUUACAAACCAGCUCCAGCACAGUAAGGACAUAUAAUUCCACAACUCAUUAAUCACAUUUAUUGUUCAUUUGAUGAUUAUAUCCAGUAUUUGAAGAGCUUUUAUGUUGUUAAUUCAUUCAGCAAGUAUUUGGACACUUGUUCAUUUUUAGAGAUAUACUGGGCACUGAGGUAUUUAAUCUGCAAAGAGCCAAGUGUUGGUGAACCAUGGUUUUAAAAAGUCCAAUUGUUGUGCUCUUAUAGGGAUUGUACAUUCAAGGCUUACACUCCGAAUUCUGUGUACAGUUCGGUUUUGUUUGACCAGUACAGUGUUUUUAAAAUGUUGCAUUCUGAUUUCAACUCUUUAAAAUAGGGCAUGUACUCUUAAGGUGGCCACUAGCUUACCACUCUCAGUUUUCCUUAGUCUCAAACAUUCACAUGCUUUUCAAAGCCUUUGAGUUGGCAAAUCCUGAAUAGAUAGUGAAGGUAGGAAAUGGCUCUUCUUAUGCCACAUCUUAGUCUGAUUUUGAAGUCAGUUGUGUAAGUUUGGGCUCACAGUGGUAUUUCCCAGUGAAGACUGUUGCCAAGAAUCCAUACCACUCUGAUUAUUUUAUUCUAGUGGAUAAAAAUUCAACGUAUAUUUCAGUGUAUUUUUGAAAUCUGUGCUUGUCCAACAUAGGGCUUAGGGGCUGAUAAAAGGAGAAUGUUGUGAUUUGAGCUUUUAUAAAAAGAUACAGUGAUGCUGGAUAAAAUAUUUUAAAUUUUAUUAAAAUGCCCAUAGUUUAAUUUUUUUAAUCGGUUCUCUGAAAUCUUGAUAUGUUAUGCAUGUUACAGUUUAAGCAAUGAGAGUGAAAUUUGAAGUCUAAAUUCUCAGCAUCUCCCUCAAUCUUGAGUGGAGAGACAGAGGAAGCAAACGCCAAGGAGCCUUCUAAUUUUGACUAUAUGAUCAUUAACUAAAGGCAGCAAGGGAUUGUAAACUAAUCUUAUAUAGUCAGUAUUUCAUAGAAUGCUUUGGUUGCAAUCAGGUUUUUUAAAGACUUUAAAGGUUUUUUUGUAUGUUAUAAUAUAUGCUUAUGUUUUCUAAAAAUUAUGCAGUAUGCACAAAGGACAUAAAGUCAAAAAGUAUGUCUCCCUCUGUGACUUUAUUCUCACACCCAAGAGGUAUAUAAUUUCUUGUAUUCUUGUAUAGUCUUUCAGAAAUGUUAUCAUUUAUUUUAUAUAUGCCUCUCUAUAUAUGCCUCUUCCUGUUCUUCCUUAUUUUAAAUGUUCAGUUUUGUGACUUUGUUCUUGUUUAACUUGGUUGUCUUUCCAUAUUUCCACAUCCAGCUCUAACUCAUUAUUUUAAUGCCUCCAGGAUUCCAUUAUAUGGAUGUCCCUUGGGAGAACAGUUGUUUAUAGACUUUUCUACUAAAAAUAUUGUUACAAUGAUAAUAUCCUUAUGCAUAUAUGAAGAUUACUCUUGAUUCUGCCUGACUGGAAACUUUUAAUAAAAUAGACAUCAUUCUAUUUUGAGACUCACCAGAUGUGUAGGAAUGAUCUUGUGCUUCCCUAUUUAAGAAAUUAUUCAGUUUAAAGAAGGAACAAAAAAUCUAAUUGACUGAAGAUACAUGAAAAAUCCUAUGCUUUUAAAUUAAAACUAUUAAGGCAGUCAGUUCAUUGAAAGAUUGUGCAAGCUCACAUCUAUUUUGCACCUUAAUUUUUUCAUUGUCCCUACUCAUGACUAUAAAAGUGCAUGGCUUGGGGCUCUAUUUUGUUUUACAAUUUGUUGGUAUCGUGCCUUUUCUUAUCUACAUUAGCUUAGACUAUACCUUAUUUUUAAGAAGAGAAAAUAGCAGUUAACUAUGGCAGACUCUAUUUUGGCACAACCACAUGUUUGUUCAUUAUUUCUUCAAAAUUAGCUUCCUAUGCUUUAGAAAAAAAUGUGAGUUAUUACUCCGAAAGUUCUGAUUCUGAUUCCUCAUGGUUUAGAGCUCAGAAAUUUCUUAGCUUGUAUUUGCUGUUAGUCAAGCACAGGAUUUGUUUCCUGCAAAAGUUUAUUUUCCAUAAGGAAUACUUGUCCUAAUAGCUGAUAGAAAGUACCUUUGCACUUUAAAUCCUAGAAAUAGGGAACAAGGAAACUUACUGAGAAGUUCAAAAGAAAGAAUAACAGGACUUUCUAGUCAGCAGGGCAUGUUUGGAAAAUGUUAAUACACCAUAAAUUUUGAAGACCAAUUUUAGUUCAGGAGGUGGUUUUAAAUAUUGGAUGAAAACUUACAGGCUGAUUUCAGUAUUCAUUUCUGAAAUGCUUUAGUAUGAUAGAUAAAUUUGGUUAAGUUCUUGUUCAUUGUGAAAUACUGUUGGAAGAAUUUUUUUCAAAAUAAAGACUUAUGAAUUUGUGUAC